Messenger RNA from Fusarium oxysporum Fo47, 1107 nucleotides. RefSeq lists its product as uncharacterized. Lineage: Eukaryota; Fungi; Ascomycota; Sordariomycetes; Hypocreales; Nectriaceae. The transcript has 4 exons. Bases 1 to 1107 code for a protein of 368 amino acids. The record is from RefSeq and is a predicted model, not a curated record.
AUGAGGCUGUCACUACCUUUCAUUGCGCUCUGCGCAGUCCCGGCCGUUGUUGGUAUUGCUCUCCCAGACGGCCCCUUCGAGAUCAAGGAGCAUGAGCACAAGGAGCAUGAUCACCAUGAUCACCAUGAUCACCAUGAUCCUGACCUGGUCAAGCACCAUCACAAGGACCACGAUCAUAAGCACAAGCAUCUUCAUCCCCAUGAGCAUAUCCACAUCACCAAGCACAAGCAUCCCAUCAAGCCUUGCGCUGUCCUCACUGAGGAGAAGACUUGCAAGCUCUUCCACUAUGCCACCAAGGACGUCGAGGAGCUCAUUCAUGCUGUCCAGACCUAUGACUGUGGCAGCGAUGCGGAGUGUUGGCAUAAAAUUGUUCACAGGAUCUACAGCCUUGAGCAUGGGCUGGAUGCCUUUGACAAGUACGUGGACAGCACCACUCUUAAGAAGUGCUUCAGCUGUGGAAACGACUCUCCUGUAGUUGGCUGCUUCCUUCACUAUGCCGAUGCUCUGAUCCGCCUCCUGAAGCUCCUGCGGCACCAGACCAAGACUCUUGAUGGGGAGGUUGAACGACCUGUCCUCACUGCCAUCAACAGUCUUCGUGUUUCCAACUAUGCCUUGGUCUAUGAGAUCAGUCGCCGCGUUGAGUGCAAGAAGAGCCUCAAGAUCAUCAUGUCCAAGCAGGGUGCCAACGAUGGCUCCACCAAGGGCAGUGUCCAGGCCGCCUUUGAGAAGUUCCCCCACACUCCUCUGAUCACAGGCGAGAACUUCAAGGACGGAGUCUCGUUAGACAAGACCGACGGCAAGGAGGAUUCCGAGGGCGAUGGAGAGCACAAGCACAAAAAGGUGCACAAGCACUACCACAACCAUCACCACGGGCACAAGCAUGGGCACAAGCACGGCCACGGACAUGGCCACCACCACGGACAUAAGCACGGCCACAAGCACGAGAAUGAGCAUCACUACGAGCACAAGCAUGAGGACCGGCACGAGGAUAAAGAUCCUGAGCACGAGCAUGAGUAUGAUCAUCAACACAAGGGUCCCCACGAUCAUCACGAUGAGGUUCGUGUCAACGACCGGGAUCCUAUCUCUUCUGACAAGGACCAUUACUAA